This is a messenger RNA of Eurytemora carolleeae, 1083 nucleotides long. RefSeq names its product G patch domain-containing protein 4. The coding region runs from base 15 to 953 and encodes 312 amino acids. Lineage: Eukaryota; Metazoa; Arthropoda; Copepoda; Calanoida; Temoridae. Gene Ontology annotation, biological process: regulation of ribosome biogenesis. The transcript has 7 exons. Gene Ontology annotation, molecular function: nucleic acid binding. Gene Ontology annotation, cellular component: nucleolus. The record is from RefSeq and is a predicted model, not a curated record.
UCUUGGUUUCAGAAAUGAAAAAUGGCGGCGCCGGAUCAGAGUUUGCCUGGAAACACAUGGAGACUCAGGGAUGGAAAAAAGGAGAUGGACUUGGUAGAAAGGGUCAGGGUAUAACGGAUGCACUCAAACCAAAACUUAAAUUCGACCAAUCAGGGAUAGGACAUUCAAGAGCCGAGGAGUUUGAAUUUCAUUGGUGGGAUCACGUGUUUAACACUGCUGCUAAAGGAAUCACGGUGGAUGAAUCCAAGGGUGAAGUGAAAGUUGAAUUUCUGAGCGAUAAAUCUGAAGUUUCUACCAAAAAACUCCGACGGAAAAUGCAGAAAGAAAUCAGAAAUAAACUGUAUUCCCACUUUGUGAAAUCUGGAACUCUAGAAGGAGGAAAACUGGUGGAAGAUGAUACUGCAGAUACGAUUGAGGAAGUGAAGGACUUGUCAAAAAUACGAACACUGACUGAUGAGGAAUUAUUAAAAGCUUGUGGUGGUCGAACUGCGCACAAGGGAGCUCGUCAUGGGCAGACGAUGUCCGCCAAACUAGCGAGAGUGGAAGAGGCGGAGAAAAAAUAUAUGGAGGAAUAUCUGGCCAAACAAGCGGCCGAGGAGCUCAAGAAACAAGAGAGAUUAAAUCCAACCCAAUCCAAGAAACGUAAAUCUGAUCCAGAAUCUGAAACUGUUCCUUUAUCCUCGUUAACCCAGUGUGAAUCUGAAAUUAAGAAGAAAAGGAAAAAGAAGAAAAAUAAAGAGGAAGAAGAAUCUUUAGAAGCUUUACCAGAGAAACGUAAAAAGAAGAAAAAGGUCACAGAUUUAGAUUCCUUAAAGCCCCUGAUUGAUUACCCCGAGCCUCCCAUUAAGAAAUCCAAGAAAAAUACCGAGACAGAAUUCGAGCAAAGCGAACCAGCUAAGGAAGAGAAAAUUAAGAAAAAGAAGUCAAAAAAGAAGAAACAUUCUGAAGAUUGAAAGAAGGAAAUUAUCGGUGCCAUGAUAUUUUCUCUACAGGGCGAACAAAACUAAAGUGGAGUAAAAAGACCCGCCCUGUAGAUUUUAAAGUUUUAUAUGCCAAAAUUUAAUUAUUGUGCACAUUUGCAGA